UGAAACGCGAAAGUCGUGGACUUAUCCUGCGAAUUAAUAAUCUUGUGCUUUUUUAUUAUUAUAACUGAUUAAACAAUUAUAUUUUACAUGGAUUUUUGUGCGUGACAUACGUGUUUUAGUAUUUAAAAUGAUUAUUGAAAAUCCAGAUGUGUUUAAAAGUUGGUUGACGUCCAUAUUGGAACCCCUAUGCGACGCGGACCCGGCUGCACUAGCGAAGUACGUGUACGCGCUCGUGAAAAAGGACAAACCUUUGGAGGAACUGCGGGAGGGUAUGCUCGACCAGCUUGAUGUAUUCUUGCAGCAAGAAACAAAACCGUUCGUCGACAUGCUGUUCAAAGCGCUCGACAGCCAGGAGUAUUUGAAGCCUGUCGAGGGUCUGAAGAAGGAGCCCUCACCUGUGUUGGAACAGAAUGAAGUGGAAGAGACGAAGCUGAACGAGGAGGUGGAGAAUCAUGUACCACUAGCACCGCAAACAGAAGACAAACCGCGAAUCCGAUCCCCCAUCACGGCGGAGACUAGAGAAGCGAGAGAGGCGAGAGAAGUGAGAGAGAGAGAAGUGAGAGAGGGAGAGGCGAGAGAGAGAGAGGUCAGAGAGAGAGAAGCGAGGGAGAGGGAGGGGAGGGAAGUGAGACACAGGGUUGUGAUGCCGAGGAGACACCCGCACAAUGAGCAUACGCUUGUUAAGGUAUUACCCACAGAGCUUUUGGAAGAACCAGUCGAGGCUCCCAGAAGAAGAGAUAGGAGAGGAGAGAAUAUGAUUAGAGAUAAAGACGAUCGUCGCAGACGUCGUUCGCGAUCUUGGGAACGGAGAGCGCGGGCCAGACGACAUCCUAGAGAUGAUAAAAGACGUCCCCCGUCCCGUUCCCCGUCCCCUCGGGGCAGGUAUCGCAACAGGAGUCCGCCCACCGACAGGCUGCCUAGCCGGUCUAGAUCAAGAUCGCCGGUCGGUGUGCGCGAGCGGGACGGUGAGAGGGAGCGAGACAGACUGCGCGUUCCCCGCGAGUUGGAGAGAGACAGAAUGUCGAGGGACAGAGAGCACAGGGAUAGGGUGUCGAGGGAGAGGGAUAGAGAGAGAUCACGCGACAGAUCGAUGUCGCCGCAUAUUGAGACGCGAGUCGAACACAAGGAUACAUUCAAACGGAGAUGUAGAGAUUUUGAUGUGAAAGGCUACUGCAUGCGUGGGGACCUGUGCGAGUGGGACCACGGAGUGGACCCCGUUGUGUUGGAGGACGCAGCCCUCACCAGAGUGUUGGCUCUGCCUCCGCCUGUGCCCGAAUACAACCCAGCGACCCCAGAUAUUUGGGUGGGCGGUGGUUUCGGUGCAUUCCCGCCCCAACAUCACGCGCAACGAGAACUUGUGCCCAUACCGAGAGUGAGACACGAAGUGCCGCCCGGAGCGAUGCCGCCGCAAAGACACUCGGCGCCGAAGAAAAACUUCGAUUUUAAUAGAUUAGGUGCCCCCCGCCCGCCCCUGCCCCCGAAAAUGCCCAACUGCUCGCUAGAAGUGAAGAAAGUGCCCCAAGGCCUCAACGAUAUAACGCACUUGAACAAUCACUUUAGCAAGUUCGGCAAGAUUGUCAAUAUACAGGUGUGUUUCGAAGGCGACCCGGAAGCUGCGUUGAUAACUUUCUCGAAUCCGACGGAAGCGAAUGUAGCGUACAAGAGUACGGAGGCGGUGCUAAAUAAUAGAUUUAUUAAAUUAUUUUGGCAUAAUCCUGAGAAUAAACAAGAGAACGCCGCGCCCGGUGGCGGGCAACAGAUAAACAAACAAACGGACAACAGACACCCGAUGUCGCACAACAAAGUGUUCAUAAACAGAGAUAAUAUCAAAGCGAGCGAGAAUAAACUGUUGGCGAAGGAGAAGGAGAAAGAGAAGCUAAAAGAAACGAACGGUGCUACCGACAAACCUACCCCCACAACCAACACAACAAGCAACACAAGCAACACGAACACAACGCAAAGUGUUGUCGCCGCGGACAAGAGGCAGCAAGUGCUCGAGAUGCACAAGCGGGCGCAGGCGCUGCUGCAGACGCAGCUCUCGCAGCAGAAGCUGCUCAUCGGCCGGCUCGAGAGCGGUAAUGUCACGGAACAGCAGAAGAGCGCACUGAUGGAGGCGAUAAACGCGGCUCAGGAGGGUAUAGAGAAGCUACGAAAGGAAUUAGUGGCUUACAACGGCUUGAUUAAGCAUAUGCAGGAGGAGAGUGUUUCCCGCUCAAUGUCGCGUCUACAAGUGAGCCAGGCUAACGCUAAGAAACCGAAGACUGCUGCGGAGGCUCAAAAGGAAAUACUGGAUGCUGAAUUGGACAUUAUAACUAAACAGCAGGAAGGCCAAGAUGUCACAGAACUAGCGAAGAAAAUAGCGGAAAUGCGCCGCCAGAUGGCGAUACAGUUCCCAUCGCAUGCUGGCGUGCGGAGGAUACACUCUAGAGGGGGCAGAUUUAACCCGGCCAUGCGGUACACGCGAGCCACAGCACUAGCCGGGGCAGGUUUAGGGGCAGCCAACAAAUUGCCCCACGCCCCGGGCAGUCAGUCGGUAGACCACAGACCGCGCACUUUGCUCGUGUCGGGAUUCGAACCGGACGACUUGGAAGCGCUGCAAGCGCACUUUGCGCAAUACGGAGAGAUAGUAGGUCGUGUAGUGAACCUCUCGGUCCCGGAGCUGACGCUGCAGUACCGGGCUCGAGCGCACGCUGAGCUCGCGGCGUUGCGCGGCCGCCACUAUAACGAUAGGACGCUGUCGAUAACAUGGGUGCCGAACAACAAGCCGCUGACGAGCGUAGUGCCGAAUACCGCGUCCAACGGGGACGCGCAGGAGAAUAGCAAGGAGAUACAGAGCCAACAGGAUCGCGCCGAGGAUGCCCUGCUCCGGUUCGACGAGGAGGACGAGGAUGAGGCUGAGGAGGAUCGCACGUGGCGGCGUUGACGUCACACGCUCGUCCCC
This is a messenger RNA of Colias croceus (clouded yellow), 2941 nucleotides long. It is a transcript of the gene swm, whose product is annotated as RNA-binding protein 26. Gene Ontology annotation, molecular function: RNA binding; metal ion binding. Bases 128 to 2923 code for a protein of 931 amino acids. Gene Ontology annotation, biological process: mRNA processing. The transcript has 24 exons. Gene Ontology annotation, cellular component: nucleus. The record is from RefSeq and is a predicted model, not a curated record. Lineage: Eukaryota; Metazoa; Arthropoda; Insecta; Lepidoptera; Pieridae.